GCAGGUGGUGACGCUGGGAGUGAAAAACAGAGAGAGUGUGAAAGUGUUUAACACCUGUUGCGUUCUGACUUCAGAAUCCUUCUCUACAUUUCACAUUCUGUGAUGGAGGACACCCAGGCACAGUUACAGGGUGAUGAAAACCCUCCUCCAUAUUUCUUGGUGGUGAAGCCAACUGAGCCCCCGCCUCCAUAUUUUGGGCUUCAUCCACUUCCAAGUAGCCCACCCUUUGAGCCGUUCUACGUCAACCAGCCGUUACCCCAAAUACCUCCACCCAACCUACCUCUGCCUGUAGCAGCUUCAUCUCAAAACAACAACCAGACAGCCCCGCCCCCGGCUAGUCUAGUGAUGACAGGAAGAAGGAGAGCUCGAUGCUAUGGAUGCUCAGGAGGAUCCCUCCUCAUUCUAGUGAUCAUUGGAAUUGUCAUCUGGCUGGGAGUGCGGUAUGGGCCGUUGCUGUUGUCUAAGGAGACAGACAAGGUCGGGGACACAUGCCCAUCCACAACUGUCAAAUGCGACGGACACACCGACUGCACGCAAGGCUCUGACGAGACAAAUUGUGUGCGGUUCGGAACAGGAAAUGAACUGCAGGUCUUGACCUCCAGCUCCAGGGUCUUCCUCCCGGUCUGCUCUGUGGGGUGGAGUCAGAGUCUGGCUGACCAAACCUGCCAUCAGCUCGGAUUCAGGAGGAGUUACCACUCUGGCACCGAGCUGUCGACCUCAUUGUCAUUUCUGUCUGUGAGUAAUCAGUCCACAGCCACCAUCCAGGGAAAAGUUCAAGUCAGCUCAUCAUGUCCUGGGCAGAAGGUAGCCACUCUUCAGUGUACCAGCUGUGGAGAUCCAUACACCUCCAAGAUCAUAGGGGGCACUGUGGCAGAACAAGGCCAGUGGCCAUGGCAAACCAGCCUGCACUUCCAGGGCUGGCACACGUGUGGAGGCUCUCUGGUGGCUCAAGACUUCGUAGUGACCGCUGCACACUGCUUCCCCAAAGACUCCGCCUCUGCGCAGUUGCCUAGUAACUGGCUUGUGUAUUUGGGCACGGUGUCGCAGUACAUGCUUCCUGAGCCGUUGUACGUGGCGCAGAUCAUCGUGCAUGAAGAAUACAACCCAAAAACCAGUGACUACGACAUCGCCCUGCUCAAACUCAGCCGACCCGUCAUCAUGUCCAAUGUAGUCAAGCCGGUGUGUCUCCCUGCAUUUGACAUGACGGUCUCUGCAGGCACACAGUGCUGGACCUCUGGCUUUGGUACCACACAGGAAGGGGCAGCUGAAGGUUCCACUAAUCUGAUGCAGGUGGCAGUAGAUAUAAUUGACUCUGGUGUUUGUAACAGCGCUGAGGUCUACAAUGGACGCAUCACUCAAAACAUGCUGUGUGCAGGUUAUCUGACUGGAGGCAGAGACUCCUGCCAGGGGGACAGUGGAGGUCCAUUGGUUUGUCAGGAGACCGACGGCCACUGGUAUCUCACUGGCAUAACGAGUUGGGGAUAUGGCUGUGGCCGUGAGGAUAGCCCCGGCGUCUACAGUGAUGUGCACAGCCUUCUGGGAUGGAUAUACAGCAAGAUGGAGCAAGAGAAGCCAUGACUGCGGUUUGAAUGUACUUGUUGCCACAGUGAUGUGAGAGAAACACAUCUGGCAUCUGGCAUCAUCACGUACCACAACAGCAAAUCACUCUCACCACGUUCUUACUUCAGUUUUCAGUUUCUGGGCAACGUUAACCAAAAUUCAGUUUUCAUAACAGAUUUAGAUCUGUGUGUGUGUGUGUGUGUGUGUGUG
Messenger RNA from Electrophorus electricus (electric eel), 1770 nucleotides. It is a transcript of the gene tmprss13b, whose product is annotated as transmembrane serine protease 13b. NCBI's taxonomy places the organism in Eukaryota, Metazoa, Chordata, Actinopteri, Gymnotiformes, Gymnotidae. Gene Ontology annotation, cellular component: membrane. The record is from RefSeq and is a predicted model, not a curated record. Gene Ontology annotation, biological process: proteolysis. Gene Ontology annotation, molecular function: serine-type endopeptidase activity; protein binding.